This is a messenger RNA of Lolium perenne, 7038 nucleotides long. RefSeq names its product separase-like. Gene Ontology annotation, cellular component: cytoplasm; mitotic spindle; nucleus. Gene Ontology annotation, biological process: meiotic chromosome separation; proteolysis. Gene Ontology annotation, molecular function: cysteine-type endopeptidase activity. The record is from RefSeq and is a predicted model, not a curated record. NCBI's taxonomy places the organism in Eukaryota, Viridiplantae, Streptophyta, Magnoliopsida, Poales, Poaceae.
CCACGGCGAUGGAGCCCGCCGCCGCCGACCUCCUCGCCGCUCUCUCCUCCCCCGGCUCCGGCGCCGGACUUCACGCCCGCAUCUCCGCCUACCUCCAGCCCUUCUCCCCGUACCUGAUCACCGCGAGCCCUAACAACCCCAGGCCACCGCCCAAGAGGACGACGAAGAAGCCCACCCCCGACGCGGCCGCCGUCCGCCCCCUCGCGAAGCGGUUCCUCCCGUUCCUCUCGCGCGCGCUCCAGCUCCUACGAUCGAACUCUAGAUCGGCCGCCGACGAUCUGCUCGAGAUCUACGGCCUCGUCCUCGACUGCCUGGCCGCCAUCUCCGCGUGCCUCGCCGGGAAGCCCUACUCCGUGCUGCUCCAGCGCCGCCACUUCCUGCGCUGCCUCGAGUCCCGCGGCCACUACGCGCGCGCCGAGGCGGAGGCCGCCGCCACCCUAGACGCCCUCCGCCGCGCGCUCUCGCCGACGGCCGCCCUUGGGCCCGCGUCCCACCUCCCCGAGCCGCCCGCAGGCGCCGCAAUGGAGGAGGACCCUGAAGAAAUCACCGCACUCGCGGUCGACCUCACCGUGUGCCUUGCGAAUUGCGCCAGAAAGGGCAAGGUGAAGGAAGCCGCGCCGUAUCAACGCCUCCUCCUCCUCGUUCACCAGCUCCGCCCAUGGCUCCGGAUUCUGACCGAGGAGUCCAGCGCGAAUUAUCUCACUCUGCUUGUGGAUGCGCUCAGCCACUGUGCUGUUUUCCUGGCUGCCAGUGCCAAGUCUCGGUAUUUCGAUGAAAAGCUAGUGCACAAAUUCUGUGCUGCAACAUUAGAGGAGUGUGAGAAGCCAGAAAUGAUCCAACACUUGCCCGAGGUUGCACACAUGAUCUGUUCUAAUGUAGAUUUGAGUUGGGGAGGGAGCACGCAUCUUUUGCUUGGUGUGUUGAAGACUGUUGUUUCACAUAUCAAGGAUGACUCACCGAAAGCUGUAAACGAGUUACUGGAAUUUGUAGCGUAUUUUUUUCGGAGCUUUCUAUCUUCAAAUAGGAAUGUACAUUCUGAUGCUUCAGAACUACUUUUACAAGGUGUACAUGCUGGUGCUUCAGAAUUACUUUUACAAGGUGGUUAUUUUCCCGAGAUUUCCGUGCCCAUCGCCUCAGUUCUUCAUCUCUAUGCUACCGCAUUACACUUCAGUACACAGCAAAUAGAAAGCGAAGAUCACCUGACUAUGACGGUGAAUUUUCUCAAGAAUGAAAAGAAUCUACAAACUUUGAACACUGCACUUGACAAACUAGCAAGGAUUUUCUGUGUCAACAAUGGCAAAUCCAAUCAACGUGAUAGUUUGGGGAAGCAUGCAAAUCGUCCAACAGACGCUGGACAUCCCAAUAAGAAACACACUUAUAGUUAUUCUCAGUCACAUGAGCAUAUUUAUUUUGUGGCGUAUCUUGAUUCUUUGGAGUUUCUUUGCAAGAUACUAUUAUUGCAGCAUACAAAUGUAGUUUGGGAGAACUUCUGUAAAGGAAAAACAAUUCCCAAUUUGGGAAACAUGACUUGUGUCUUAAUGGCACUGGACCAAUUCAUUGAUUCCAGCUUUGUUGCUUAUAGUUGUACCAAAAGGUCUAAAGAAGAGAAGGAGAGAUUGGAUAAACAACGUGUAACAUUACUGAAAACCCUGGUUUCAGCGGUCAAAAUUUCCUUUGUGACCAACGAGGCUAUCCAGAAGAGCCUGUCUUCUAUCAAUUGUGCCAUUUCAAGUACAUGGAUAAAGAUUGAUGAGCUCAUUUCUUUAACCACUUCUAUGUCGAACAUUGGUGUGGCACUUUAUAAUAUUGGACAUCUUGAAGAGGCACCAAAGGCAUUAGAACUAUGCUGCCAAACAACAUGGGCAUACGCCAGACUUUCUAGCUGUAGACUAUCAGCAAUAACGGAAGGUCACAUCAUUACUGAGGAUCUACCAAAGGAUAUCAUUGCAGGUGUAUUUGCAAGGAUAGCAAAUGUGACUAAGGUUCUCCAUAGAUGUGGAUCAAAAGCGAUACCUGGUAUUGUUGUGAAGAGCCUGUCCGAAUCGCUUGUUUAUAGUGACACAUCUGAUUAUCAUAAAAGCUAUUUGGUUCUGAUCAAGUUAUGGGUGGAGAUAACGCUUAAAGAUCUUAAAGAUGGCCAAUGUGUGGAUAGCGCUCCUCUUUUGUAUCACUCUCUUAUGGGAUGCUUGCCUCCCUUGCCAAUGAAGUUCAUAGGCUUAAUCGUAGAGCAGGAAUUAUUAGCAUAUGGAGCAACGGAAUCCCGUGUGACCAUGCUCUGUGCAAACAUGCAAAAUAGAAUAAUAGAUGUUCUUUUGAAUGAAAUAUAUUGUUCAAAAGAAUAUUAUCUGGACAGAUCAAAGGUUUUAGUUAGGAAGGCACAUAUACUCCGUGCAUCUGGGGUGCAAAACAUAAGCAGCUGCCUUGAGUCCUUGUCUGAAGCCAUAUCUUUACUGCGAGGCGUCUUACUAAAUUCAUCUCGAGGCAAUACAAUUGUGAUCCAUGAAUUGGCUAUUGCAUAUUGCCUGCAUGCACAUUGUGCCCAGGAAGCCAAUCAUGGCGGCAAGGUAAUCUUUGAUAGUGCUAGGAGUGUUGUUGGCUUGUGGUCAAAGAUGGGUACUUUGCAUCAUUGUUUUCCUGGUGUGAUCUUUCAGCAGCAAUCAGAAACUCUUGUACCACUUCUUUGUUCCCUGGUUGAUUUGUUGGCGAUGAAGGGCUGCUUUGAGCUUCAGUUUGAGCUAUGCAAGCUUAUCAUAAUGAUAUGGAAGCAAGAAAACUUACCCCUAGAAAAGUUAUUCUCCAUGUUAUUUAUCAGCGGGCGCCUUAAUCAUGCAUGCUGUCAUCUCCCAAUGGACCAGAAAUUUGUUUCUUAUGUGGCACAGCAUCUUGGUGUUGAUUGCCACAAUACAAUAUUUUGGAGAAACUGUUUCAAAGAAGAUUAUCCUUCUCUUACUAUGUUUCUUCAGCGGUUGUGGCCUGUUGAAUUCUUUUCUCAAUUAUGUGAACACUCCUUUGGAAAUCUGUUUGGUUUCAAUGCUAGUGUUGAUGAGAUUGAUAAAGUUGCAUCAUCUCUGGUUUCUGAAGGUCCUUUGAGUAAUCAAUCAACCCAUCUAGCUGGCUGCAUGUACUAUGAUUUGUCAGAAAGACUUCUGUCAAGAGGACAAGUUCUCCAGGCCAUUUCAUAUGGAAGAGAAGCCCUCCAAUUGCGCAAGAAGCUCCUAAAAAAGAAGUUCAAAUUUAAUUUGGGCAAGUUUGUAAGUGGGGAAAGCCAAUGUUCUGGUGGGCAAGGCUUUAUUUCACUUGAAGCAUGGGGACCAACGAUGGCUGAAAUCUGGCCAGACUGCACCAGGCCAAGCAGCAUGAGAGAUACUUUCCUUACCCCAUGGAAUGUACUUAGAUGUUAUCUUGAGAGCAUAUUACAGGUUGCUGUGAUGCAUGAAUUGGUUGGCGAUGGUGCCGAAGCAGAAGUUUUAUUACGGACAGGAAAGGAGAUAUCAUGUUUCCAAGGAUUACCAAUUUUUGCUGUUGUCUUUACAUCAGUGUUAGGUAAACUAUACCACAAGAGACAACUAUGGGAUGCCGCUGAGGGUGAACUUAAAUAUGCUAAGGACCUCCUUGCAGAAAAUGAUGAAUUCAUUUCAUGCAAGACAUGCAAGUUGACUCUGCAGAUAUCAGUUGAUGUGCAAGCUGGAGAUUUGUUUUGGAAUCUCUUUGAGAAAGACUUGCAGAAGCAGUCAACAGACAAUUUGUCUAGUGCUUUAGGCAUGUACCAAUCUGCCGUGGAGAAAUUGAAUAACUCUGGUUCUGCUGGCUCCUGUGAUAAACUUAAUACUAGUUGUAUGUUAUGCAUCAAAGAUUCUAUUGCAGAAACCAAGCGUGGAGCUUGUGAUCAUGGGAAAGAACCCUUAGCAGCCAAGGAUGGAGUGUUACCUACAUGUACUCCUUGUUUGUUGUUCAGUCAGGUACCUGUUGACCAGUACGAUGUACUCAUGGCAUUAAAAUCUGAAGAAAACUUGAAGAGUGCCGAAAUUGCUCCACCAUUGGAUGUUAAAGUUAAGAGAGCAUCUAGAACUUCGUUACGUUUAGCUAAAGAACAGAAUGUGUCAGCUCAUGCAAAGACUAGAACAACCCGAUCUAGUAAGCGAACUGCUCAUGUGAAAAGUGAAAAAGACUUGGCUGAACUGAAUAGCAAAAAUGAGAUAUAUUGGAACAACGAAUUGUCCACAGGUGGUUUGGUCUGUGGGAAGCUAAACCGUUCUCUUCAUGGUGUUGACCGCAACAGAGAUGGCAUAUGCAAUAUGUUUGGAUGUUGGAGCUGCCUUUUUGUUAAUUCACUCAAUUUUGAGUGCAUUGCGAAUAUACUGCAGUUCAGAGAAGACUGCAUUCGCCGACGCCAUCUUGUGUCGCUUCUGUUAAAAACAGCAAGAACCUUGGGAGCUCAGGGUGGAAAACAUAGAGCUCAUGAAGUUCAUAGUAUCUACUGGCAGUGCAUAUCAUUGUUGUAUUUCAGAUCUCUUCCUCAAGGUUAUUAUAGAACAUAUGGACCUUAUUUAAUUGAACUGAUCAUGAAUCAAAAUACUGGUGAUUUUCUUUCUUUAGAGCGUGCAGAAAUACUAUGUAGUAUGAGUUCCUUUUUGCUGAAGGGUUUCCUUUCAGAACAGUCAAGGGAUGGUUGCUGCAGCUUCUGUAGUGUACAAAUGUCUGAUGUUGUUUCAUGGUUGCUAAAAGCUUUUGUGCUAUCCAGAGAGAGUCCUUCACUUCUCCAGGAGGUUUGCAGGCUACUUACAUGCAUAUUCUUACUAUCAGCGAUAGAUUCCACGGUCCGAUUACCUUUGUAUUUCAAGGGAUCUCUCUCUUUGAAUCAUUGGGCCGCAUACUUUCACCAAAAUUCUGUUGGAACUUAUCUCAAUUUCCAUUACCUUGCAAGCUUACAAGCAUUGCCCAGAAAAACAGAAACAAAGGGUGUCACUGGAGAUUUCGCAGACAAAACAGAUGAGGUUCCAAAGUUUCUAAGGUUUUCAUCGGCAGACAUGGAACAUCUUGAAAAGCAUGUAAUUGAAUUCUUCCAUGAACUUCCUGAUGUACCAACUGUGUGCAUUAGUAUGCUUGGAGGUGAUAUUGUGAAUCUUUUUGGGGAAACACUUUUUCUCCCUUCCCCUUUUCCUGCUUGGAUGUUGAUCUCAAGGUUUGAUUCAACAAACAAGCCUACCACGAUGCUUCUACCAGUGGAUCCUAUUUCGAAAGAAGCAGAGAAUGGGGACUCUUCUAUCAAAGAACUGGAUAAUCCAACUAGAACAUCAGAUAAGAAAUGGAAGUGCCCUUGGAGCUACACUAUAAUAGACUAUGUAGCUCCAACUUUCAAAAAACUACUUGAGGAUAACUUUAGAUCCCUCUCUGGUGCGACCCACAUUCCAAAGGAUGGACAAGCAAACGCCAUAAGGUGGUGGACAGAUAGAAUGAAGCUCAAUGAUGACCUUAAUGAGAUAUUGGAAAACAUUGAAGAAUUGUGGCUAGGACCCUGGAAAUGCCUUCUCCUGGGCCACCAAUUAGCUGACCAACAUAGCGAGGCUGUGCUGGAAAAUCUAAUCACUGGUCUGCAGUCAGAAUUUAAACUUGAAGUAGAUCCAGCACUCAUGAAGGUCAUCCUUGGUGGGGUUGCAUCAGUGGAUGAAUUGAAAGAAUGUGUUUCUCAACUUAUAUCAUAUAGAAGUUUCUUUGGCAAGGGAGGGUGUUGCGGAAGAGAUAGACUUAGAGCCAUCUCUUGCCAGACUGAUGCUGAAGCUCUGGUGACCCUCGAGCAUUUAUGCAAUGGUAUAGUGGAUGAGCUAUCUGAGCCAGUUGAUAGAAAUCCGGUCAUUUUAGUCCUGGAUAGUGAUGUGCAGAUGCUUCCUUGGGAGAACUUGCCUGCUUUAAGGAAUCAAGAAAUAUACCGCAUGCCAUCAAUGAGAAGCAUCUUUCUAGCAUUGACUAGAAGCACUAAUCAUCACAAAGAUGCCAGUGCCAUGGCCCCUCCUUUUCCUGUUAUUGACCCUUUUGAUGCAUUCUAUCUGUUGAAUCCUAGUGGUGAUUUGAUCAGAACACAAGAAGAAUUUUAUCAGUUGUUUAGAAACUAUGAGUGGAAGGGAAAUGCUGGGGAUGCUCCAACAGCUGAAGAGCUCGUCUUGGCCCUGAGGAAUCAUGAUCUUUUUCUCUACUUUGGACAUGGAAGUGGAAGUCAGUAUGUCUCUGGAAAGGAAAUUGAGAAGUUAGAUAACUGCGCAGCUGCUCUCCUUAUGGGUUGCAGUAGUGGGACACUUCAUUGCAAAGGAGCUUAUGCUCCUCAAGGGGCACCUUUAUCUUAUUUAUUUGCUGGUUCUCCUUCCGUCAUUGCAAAUCUCUGGGACGUCUCGGAUAAAGAUAUCGAUCGAUUUAGUAAAGCAUUGCUCAAUUCAUGGUUGCAAGAAAAUUUUAAGGCCGCCAAGAAUUGCCCUAAAUGUUGCCGCCCACUAACACAAGAAUUUGAGUCCAUGACCGUUGCUGCAAAGGAUGAUGAUAGGCCAAGACGAAAAGGUACACGACGAGGUAAGAAGCAGCAGCAGAGAGCAGAGAUAAAUGGCAGUAGUAAUUGCUGCAAUUGCAGGCACAGGCGAAUAGCUUCGCAUAUAAGUGAAGCUAGGCGUGCUUGCAGGCUUCCGCUUAUGAUCGGCGCAUCUCCUGUUUAUUACGGUGUGCCUACUAUCAUCGGGAAGAAGUAAUGGUAUGCGCUUUAAUGGGAGAUGAUUGCUGAUUGGCUGCUGCAGCUGUGGGCCUUGAGCCAUCGAUUCCGAUUCCAGCUGCACGGCACCGACGGAAAGUGCCACGAUAGGCAUGGCAUUUCACAGGCUCAAAUGUGUUCAUUACAUGUUUAUGCUGUUGUUUGUCUUAGCGCAGCAAAUGAAGAAGAAACAAGAUGAUGCCCUGGAUCCGUUGUACUAGAGGAGAGGACAGGCCGUCCAUUCUGGUGUGAUUCAGUGCACCAAAGGUACAUAAUACGAGUAAAGAGGUCACAGGGCGUUUUUUUCA